UUUCCAUCAAAUGUUUUCAACGAGAAUGUAAAUUAUAUUUGUCUCGCUGGCGAACUGAAAUCUUAGAAAGACUAUAAUCUGAUUCUGGAAUUUUCAGAAGGACCAAAUUGAAAAAGAAAAAAAAAAACUAAAAUUUUUAAAAAUUAGGGGAACCAUCGCCAGGGAUUCCGUGAUUGAGUGCAGAGGGGUGCGUCUUCCAAGAAGAUUGCUGAGGCGGAAGGGGUACGUAGUAAGAGAGUCUAAUUUGGAUGAUGUGCGAGAGCAUUACCAUAGAAUUUUCAAAGCAAAUUAGAGCUAUUAUACGGUAUUCUAUACUAUAUGCAUGGUUUUCUUCUCUUACUUUUCAAAGUUGGUCCAACUUAUUUAAAUAUCUAGACAGCGACUGGACUGUUAUACUAUAAAACGUUCAACUUCAGAAACAUAGAGUUGAUCUUGACCUAUUGCCGGCGCCUUCAUCAGCGUUGAUCCAGUCAGUUUUUCUACCUUGUACAUGGCUGCUGGCGCUGCUUUACCCAUAAAUAUAUGUGUGUGUUGUUAAAACCCUCAUUUCUUUAUUUCCUCUAUUAAGAGCUUCUCGCUGCUUUUUUCCCUCCAUAAAACUUCAAGAAAAAAUUGCCCUUUUCUUAUCAUUCUUUAUAAAGACAUUUUGAAUACAGCCAGUCAAGCCUUACUCUGACAUGCACAUGGAGGUAUACAAAUGUACAUGUUCUUCUUAUUAUUCUUUCGCUUUAUGGUUUUCUGCUACGGUUUCUGCAAUUGCUUGCAGCAUGUUUUUCGCACUCUCCGCCUUUGUAUUUGCAGUAGUUGGAACGUCGUUGGGAACCAUUUCUGGAGGUUUGAUUGGAGUGAAAACGAAGAGUGGGUUUCUUCAUGGAGCUACCGUUGGAAGCAUUUUGGGGUGUAUUCUUUCCGCAGAAAUCUUUGAAGUAUCAUUUUCUAUUUGGGAUUCUGAUGAUUGUACAAUUGAUUGCUUCAUUUAUUUGAUUAAAAAUGCUUCGAACCGCUUAAAAGAAAGACUCGUCCAAGGAAGACAUAGCCCAACCAUGCACGUUCUGCCAGAAAGUCAGGCUGAUGCUGCCCACAUACUGCAAAGUGAGGUCCACAGGAUAAAGAAAACUCCGAAGAUUAAACUCACAGACAAAAACAUAGCAGAUAUAAUUCUGUGGAAUGGACCAUCCUGUUCAAUUUGCCUUCAGGACUUCCAAUCAGGGGAAAGGGCAUGUAUCUUGCCUCAUUGCCGCCACACUUUUCAUCUAUUAUGUGUUCGUAAGUGGUUUAUUGGGCACAGCUCUUGCCCGCUGUGCAGAGCAAGAUUAUCGAGAACAUGGAUUGCAAUGAUGAGGAAAGAAAAGUGAGAUGUCAAAUGUGUAAGAAUUGAUUCUUUAAUUGUACAUAUUCACCAAUAUUCAUUGUGGAAUGGUGUAAGAUAAUAGUGCCUGGAUCUUGAAGAGAUAUAGAAAAGAACAUUUCUUGCAGAAUGCUGUAGAAGGGCAGUAACAGUGGCAAGGUCUUGUGAGAACCAAAAGAACUUAUAAGAUUCCGCUUCUCUUUCUUA
This is a messenger RNA of Ricinus communis (castor bean), 1555 nucleotides long. Its product is annotated as NEP1-interacting protein-like 1. NCBI's taxonomy places the organism in Eukaryota, Viridiplantae, Streptophyta, Magnoliopsida, Malpighiales, Euphorbiaceae. The coding region runs from base 678 to 1355 and encodes 225 amino acids. The transcript has 5 exons. The record is from RefSeq and is a predicted model, not a curated record.